UCGGCCAUCUUGCCCCUGCCAGCUCUUUCAAAGAAAGUGGCUGGUUUGUGCGCGGCGCUGGAGUAGAAUCCUAACUGCUUAGUAUAUAGGUUUCUGGCGAAUGAAUUAGAUUUUCUAGAAAAGCCAUUCUAUAUAUACAUAUUACAUAACCUUCGUUAAUUGCCAUUUUGCAUUGGCAAUUCAGAAACGCUGCGGCGGCUCAGAAGUGUAGUUUUGAACGAUUUUUUUGUACUUGAGAUGGCGACUGCAACCCCCAGCCGCACGGCUACCGAAAGCGCUCGGUCGGCUAGCACUCCGCUGUCCCCGACGCGCAUCUCACGGUUGCAGGAAAAGGAGGAACUGCGGCACCUGAACGACAGGCUGGCCGUCUACAUCGACCGUGUGCGGGCGCUGGAGCUGGAGAAUGACCGGCUGAUGGUAAAGGUGUCGGAGAAGGAGGAGGUCACCACUCGGGAGGUUACCGGCAUCAAGACCUUGUAUGAAGCAGAGCUGGCAGAUGCUCGGCGUGUCCUGGAUGAAACGGCUCGUGAGAGAGCCCGGCUGCAGAUCGAUCUUGGCAAAGCCAACGCCGAGCUUGAGGAGGUCACCAAGAAUUUUAAAAAGAAGGAUGGGGAUCUGGUGUCGGCUCUGGCCCGCAUUAAGGAGCUGGAUUCACUGCACAUCAGGAGCGAAGCGGCGCUCAGCGCCGCCAUGAGUGAGAACGCGUCUCUCGGCGCUGAGCUUGCCGACCUGAAAGCCCAGCUCUCUAAGGCUGAAGAUGCCCAUGCAGUUGCUAAGAAGCAGCUGGAAUCAGAAACUUUACAGAGAGUGGAUUUGGAGAACCGCUGUCAGAGCCUGUCGGAGGAGCUGGAGUUCAGGAAGAGCAUGUUUGAUGAGGAGGUGCGUGAGACUCGCCGGCGUCGCGAGAAGCGGAUGGUGGAGGUGGACAGCGGGACCAAGCAGGACUACGACUACAAACUGGCACAGGCACUGCAGGAUCUGCGCAGGCAGCAUGAGGAGCAGGUGGCCGUCUACAGGACGGAGCUGGAGCACACGUUUAGGGCCAAGCUGGAUCACGCCAAAGUGUCAUCUGAUCUCAAUGACCAGGCUGUAAACGCAGCUCGAGAGGAGCUGCAGGAGUCACGCAUGAGGAUUGAAAGCCUGGGCUACCAACUCUCUGCCCUGCAGAAACAGGCCAGCGCAGCUGAGGAGCGCAUCCGCGAGCUGGAGGAAAUCCUGGCCAGCGAUCGGGAGAAGCAUCGGCGUCAGCUGGACGCCAAGGAGCGCGAGAUGGCAGAGAUGAGGGAGUGCAUGCAGCAGCAGCUGAACGAGUACCAAGAGCUGCUGGACGUCAAGCUGGCCCUGGACAUGGAGAUCAACGCCUACAGGAAGCUGCUGGAGGGAGAGGAAGAUAGGUUAAAACUGUCUCCCAGCCCAUCUUCCCGGGUGACAGUGUCUCGCGCUGCUACCACCAGCAGCAGCUCUACGCGCUCGUCUCGCGCCAAGAGAAAGCGAGUCGAGCUGUCGUCAGGAAGUCAGCCUAAGGUCCACAUUAACCAAGAAGCCGAGGCCACAGGCAGCAUCACCAUCGAGGAGAUAGACCUAGAGGGCAAGAGUGUCACCCUCAGAAAUGUCUCUGAAAAGGAUCAAUCACUUGGCAGCUGGAGACUGAAAAGGAAAAUUGGAGACGGGGAUGAAAUAACCUACAAAUUUACACCAAAAUAUGUCCUCAAAGCAGGGCAGACUGUCACAAUCUGGAGUGCUGAUGCUGGAGUAUCUCACAGUCCACCCACUGACCUGCUCUGGAAAAGCCAGGGUUCCUGGGGCACUGGGGACGACAUUGUCACCUUCUUGGUGAACUCAAAUGGCGAGGAGGUGGCCAAGAGAACGGUCACCAAGAUCAUAGUACAUGUGGAGAAUGAAGAUGAUGAGGAUGCUGACUUUGGUGAAGAAGAUCUUUUCCAUCAACAGGGAGACCCAAAGCCUUCAUCCAGGGAAUGUUUAAUUAUGUGAAGAAUUCAGUCCCGCCCCCCCCUACAGCAACUUAAAUAUUUUUGUAUAUUUCCGUCUUGUUAAUUUUUUCUUAGUUUCCAAACCAGUCAGCCUCAUAUGUUUUGAAAUGGAGUUCAUUUUUGUAAUGAAUCAUGCAUAGUUAUUACAUUAAUUACAUAUAACUAUCUUAAACUUAUAAAGUUUUAAGAUUGUUCCCAAAAAUAUUAUAGAAAUAGUGGGGUCCCCCAUGCUACCCAAAGUUGGAUAGAGAUGGGGUUGGUGAACUUAUCUUAAAACUGCCACUGUACACUGUACUUAUUUCAUUAUGGUUGCCUUGCUUAUCAAUGAGGCAUUUGAAUGGUUUUUAUGAUUAAUUGAAAGCCUUUGGGAGCAGGUCUGGUGCACUGUUAGAUUGAUGAACAGGGAGACCCUGAGUUAGAGAUUUUUACCACUGAGACUAAAAGGAAACUGGCUCAAAAAUAUUUUAAUAGCUGUUUUUUCCCAUCUGCUGCUUCCAUUGUUAAUAGUUAAUUUUAGUAGAGGCAUAUAUAUGCCUUACCUGCCCGGAAAUGGUCUGAGGGCAGAAAUCAGGAAAUGAUGAUAAUGAUUUCAGUAUUUAGAAUCAGAUAAUGAUUCUAUCUGCUGGCAUCCAUACUGAUAGUUGAUAGUGACAGAUUUUAAACUGGCAUGAUUUCACUCAUGUAGGUAGUAACUGACACUAUAUUUAGCUUUGCAGAGGAAAACAGGGUGGAAUUUGCAGGAGUGAUGGUCAGUUUGAUCAGUGGUUAGCCAUGGUUGAAUGCAAGGUUGUGGGUAUAAUUGUCACAUCGUGAAAAAAUUUAAAUUGGGGUGAGCAGUAGUUUAGUAAAUGCUGAUUCUCCAGGAAGAGUGUUAUUGGCUGACAGAAAUGCCCAGGAUUAAGCGGUGACUUGAAACGAUUUCUGCGGCACUACGUGGUCAAUUCCCUUCGGUUGGCUCACUGUCAGUUUUAUUAACAAGGUUGUCAUUUUUGACCCUGUCGACCCAAGAAAUUGUAUUGAGAAAGAUCUAUACAAUCGGUUCACACUAGAUUUUAGUCAUGCAUUUCGCUGGAGCAGUGCUGGGCUUAGCGGGCAUCGAGGGCUUGGCCCAGAAACACUCACAUCAUGAUACAGUGGAUAAAAGUGAUUAUAAGAAAAACCUUCAGGGAUUAAGGCCAGACCUGAAGCCGUCCAUGAUUUACUCUCCCCCACUUUCCAGCCUGAAAGGUCAGUGGCAUCAUGAUUGUAUGACCUUAUUGACAAGGCAUAUGCUGUGUGCAACACUUACUUGGUGAUAACCUUGUUAUUUACCUUGGUAUUUGUACAUAUAUGGGGGAAGAAAUAUAAUGUACGUCCACCUUGUUCAUAUUAAUGCUUACUGUUGGUCGCAAUAAUCCAUGUUGAAUUUAUAUACCUUUUUAUAAGUGUAAAAUUGUUUCUCAGAUACAUGCAAAUAUUUUUUUAAAAGUAAAUGUGGUUAUCGACAAGGGUUCUACAGCUAUAAAAUGAUGUCGUCGUACCACUGAAUGUACUAUUUGGUUGUGAUAGAGUAUUGACAUCUUAAAAGAAAUUAAUACUCCCGUGUCUUAAUGUGCAGUAUUCAGCUGAUCGAACUUUGUACUGUGUUCAUGGCAUAGUUGUCUGCAUUGUCUACAGACGGAUGCAUGUUUUAAAUCAGCCCUGACACCAGUCAACUCACUGGUGCAAAUGCGUUGUCCGCCAUUCUUUAGGCAACCGUAUGGUGCCGAAUUACAGUGACUUCAGAGGUCUCUGUAGACAAUUGGAUUUCAGAAACAAAAUCAGGAGAUCUGUCUCAGGAUCUGAAAACUAAGGAGCCUCGUCUGUUAUAUCGCCAACAUUUGGCAUUCUAAGCCAGGAUAACGGCAUCUUUGUUGGUGGGGCUGGAUUGGUGAAAGGAAAUGCGGAGUUGAUCCACAUGUUUGCCAUUGCACUCGAGUGCAAAAUAAGCUUAAAACCCCUGUGUUGUCUCCACACAGCUAUUUAAUACAGAUUGUUUGCCUGGGAAACAAUUUUUUUUUCCUUCAAAUGCAGUGCCCUGCAAAACAUAUUUUUUUAUUGAAUGAUUAUAUAUCACUCACCUAGUAAUCAUGCUUGUAUCAAAUGUUUGUUUAAAGAUGGUAAAGUUUAGGUUAAACAUGCAGAUUGACUUAAAUAGCUUAGAUAGAGUGAUGUGCUCAAAGGAAUUGAUCUCGUUAGCACAGCAUUUUGGCAUUUCUGAAAAGUGUUGGAAAACUGAAGCUGAUUACACUGGUAGAAAAUUUUAGUAGCAUAAGUAUUUGGUUCUGAGGAUAUCAGAUCACUCAGCAGGAUGUCGUUUGGAAACGACUUCGCUAACUGUGAUUGUUGUACACUGCUUUAAGUGAUCUGUACAGAACAUUCAGCAGCAGUCUGCCAACCACUGGCACAUUUUAAUAAGAGUUUUUAAAAUGAGCUUUUAUUUUUUAACAUGCACUGGUUUAAAGUAUUUUACACUGCCAGAUUUCUGUUCAGGUUUCUCAAAAUAUAAUGUGACAAUGUGUUCUGGGAAUCAAGUUGUCAGCACAGUCUGUAAAAAUCCAGAUCUGAAUAUUUGAUAGCAUACUGAAUCAUAACUUACUGUAAGGAGAUUGCAAUUUCAUACUCUGAAAUGCACAAAAUGAUGCGCAAUAAUGUGAUGUUUCAUGUUUACUCAAGCCAUGAAAAAAUUGUGAAUAAAUUUUCGAAUUCAGCUUUUAAGGGGAAAAACCUAAACUUUAUCAUUAUAUAGGGGAACUGUAGGAAUGCAUGCCAAAAGUGUUUCCCCCCGUGAGUUAUUUACAUUUAUAUUGACAUUUUUGUACAACAUAAUACAAUAAAUGUUUUACUUAUUAAA
Molecule: messenger RNA, 4863 nt
Organism: Paramormyrops kingsleyae
Lineage: Eukaryota; Metazoa; Chordata; Actinopteri; Osteoglossiformes; Mormyridae
Gene: lmnb2
Product: lamin B2
Biological process (GO): nuclear pore localization; nuclear envelope organization; protein localization to nuclear envelope
Cellular component (GO): nuclear envelope; nuclear lamina
Molecular function (GO): structural constituent of cytoskeleton
Source: RefSeq, a predicted model, not a curated record